CCGUCGCCUCGUCGCCUCAGCGGGGCCUCGUCGCCUCAGCGGGGCCAUGUCGGCGUCUGUGGUGUCGGUGAUUUCGCGGUUCCUGGAGGAAUAUUUGGCGUCCACGCCUCAGCGCCUGAAGCUGCUGGACGCCUACCUGCUCUACAUCCUGCUGACCGGGGCCCUGCAGUUCGGCUACUGUCUCCUGGUGGGGACCUUCCCCUUCAACUCCUUCCUCUCCGGCUUCAUCUCCUGCGUGGGCAGCUUCAUCCUGGCCGUUUGCCUGAGGAUACAGAUCAACCCGCAGAACAAAGGGGACUUCCAGGGAAUCUCCCCGGAGCGGGCCUUUGCCGACUUCCUUUUCGCCAGUACCAUCCUGCACCUCGUGGUCAUGAACUUCGUGGGCUGAGCCUCUCCCCUGGUUGGGGGGAGGCAGGGGAAGCGAGAGCAGUUCUCCCCUCGGUGGUGUCCUCCAGUGAAGACCUUUCGGGUGGCAGCCCGAGUGUGGACGGAACCCCUCACCUCCCCCCUGAGCUCGCUGGAGACUCCUGCUCUUUGAUUUGGACUCCCAGCUGGGGCUAAUCGGGACGAUUUCCUCGGCCGGGGUCUCUGACUCUACUUGGCAGUGGGCUUUUUUGCCCCCUGAGAACCCGCCCCUCCAGUCGCUGUCAGCUCUCUGCUUUCCAAAUAAAUAGCGGCCCCCGGGGUCCUCCCUGGGCUUCUGGCUCUGUA
This is a messenger RNA of Tachyglossus aculeatus (Australian echidna), 711 nucleotides long. It is a transcript of the gene DAD1, whose product is annotated as defender against cell death 1. The record is from RefSeq and is a predicted model, not a curated record. The transcript has 3 exons. The coding region runs from base 47 to 388 and encodes 113 amino acids. Lineage: Eukaryota; Metazoa; Chordata; Mammalia; Monotremata; Tachyglossidae. Gene Ontology annotation, cellular component: membrane; oligosaccharyltransferase complex. Gene Ontology annotation, biological process: protein N-linked glycosylation.